AAGUAGAAGAGAGAUUCCAAAAUCGGAAAUCUGAAGCUUUUGAUCGCGAGACAGAAAUGGAAGCACAACCACCUCCACCACCACCAUCACAGCAGCCACCGCCAUCGCCGCCACUAAACCAAUCAAUCAUGCAAAACGUAAUCACAGUUCUGACCUCAGGAAAAUUCUCUUCUUCUUUUCAAACUCAAGAACAACAGCUGAUUCAAUACAUACCAGACCUAAACCCAUCAUCCAUCCCAUCAAUACUAUCUUCACCACCACUCUCAUCAAAACCCACAACCCUACUUUCAUUCUUCAAAUGGUGUCAACAUCAUCUUCCAGAUUUCACAAAACCCAUUAACACUCUUCCAUCUCUACUCCUCAUUCUUCCUCCACUCAUUCGUUUCAGAAAACUCCCAGAAGUCAAAUCAUUACUUGUUUCAUUCAUUUCUAAAGAUAAGUCUAAUCAUCUCCUACUUAAUUCUCUGAUUCACCCACCAAAAUCUAAUCUUGUACCGCCCCCUUGUGUGUCUCUUUUGGAUACUGCAAUUGGAGCUUAUGUGCAGGAGAAUGAACCAGACAUUGCACUUCAAGUGUUUGAUAAAAUGAAGAGGGAUGGGCAUUGUCCGAAUCUUCGGACUUGUAAUACUCUGCUUGCUUCUUUGGUAAGUAAGAGUUCUUCAAUUUCAAUUUGUGAAAGUGUUUUUCGAGAGGCUAUUAAACUUGGGGUUGUUCCAGAUACAUUUACUUGUAAUAUUAUGAUUAAAGGGUAUUGCUCGAAAUCUAAGCUCAAGGAUGCAAUGGAGUUGAAAAUGAGGAUGGGUGAUGAGUUUGGGUGUUGUCCUGAUAAUGUGACUUAUAAUACGAUAUUAAGUGCUUAUUGUGAAAAGGGUUUAUUAGAUGAGGCUAGAGAUUUGCUUCUUGAUAUGAAGGAGAAAGGAUUGUCGCCGGAUAGGUGUACGUUUAAUACUUUGAUAAGUGGGUUUUGUGGGAUUGGGUGGAUGAAGGAUGCGGCGGAUACUGUUGAUUUGAUGAUAAGGGGUAAUCUUGCGCCAGAUGAGUUUACAUAUAAUACGUUGAUAAGUGGGUUAUGUAAGGAGGGUAAGAUAGAUAAGGCAUUUAGGGUUCUUGAUCAGAUGAAGAAUAUGAAAUUCACACCUGAUGCGGUUACUUAUUGUUCGUUAAUCAAAGGAUGUUUUAAGUGGAGGACAAGUUCUGAAGCAAUCAAACUUUUUGAAGAAAUGGGCAACAAGGGUGUGAAGCCAAAUAUAUAUACCCAUAACAUUAUUGUUCAAGGGUUGUGUAGAGAAGAGAAAUUGGAGGAAGCGAGGGAGUGGGUUAGGAAGAUGGAAGAAAGUGGGGUUUCUCCGGAUUGUGUUACUUACAAUACUUUGAUUAAUGGGUACAGUAAAGCAGGGGAUAUAUGGGAAGCCUAUGGAGUAAUUGAUGAGAUGCUUCUGAAAGGAUUAAAGCUGGAUAUUUUUACUCUCAACAAUGUUCUCCGCAUACUGUGUAAUGAGGGAAAACUCAAAGAGGCCUAUGAGUUGGUUUGUCGUGCCCCAGAGAAGGGUUAUGAUCUUGACGAGGUUAGCUAUGGUACAGUGAUCAAGGGCUAUUUUAAGGGAGACGACGUGGAUAACGCAUUGAAGCUUUGGGAUGAGAUGAAGAAGAAAGAGAUCCAUCCUGGUGUUGUGACCUACAAUGUAGUUAUUGGAGGUCUUUGCAAGGCAGGCAAGACUGAAGAAGCGGUAACCAAAUUAAAUGAACUACUAGACAGUGGAUUGGUUCCUGAUGAAGUUACAUACAGCACAUUGAUUCAUGGGUACUGCAAAGGAGGAGAUGUAGAGAAAGCACUUCGAUUCUACUUCAAAAUUGUUAGUGGGUCGUUCAAGACUGAUCUCAGUACAUUUAACAUGCUUCUUCAUGGACUAUGCAAAGCAGAGAAAGUAGACAAGGCUAUUAAGCUCUUUCAUGCUUGGUUUGCAAAAGAGAAAGUUGUUGAUGCCAUUACCUAUAAUACACUGAUUGUGGGACUUUGCAGAGGAGGCAAAUAUGAAGAUAUGUUGGAUUUUCUUUCGGAAAUGGAGGAGAAGAAACUAGGACCUGAUGGGUAUACUUACAAAGGUAUUGCACGUACGCUUGUAGAAUAUGGCCGAACUGAUGAAGCUCUAGAUUGUUUAUCCAAGAUCAAUGAAACUGGAAAAAUACCUUAUCGAGCUUGUUUUGCUGCUCUGGAGGAAACCAUCUCCCAAGGACUGCAGAAAGAGAAUUAUCAAGUAGUAGUUGCUUGUGACUCAGUAGAUCAGGAUUGUUCAAGUGAUACAACACGUUCAGAGCACAUCGAUGAGCUGUGUAAAGAAGGGGAUUUUAAAGAAGCUAACUGCGUUUUGGAAGAAGUGACCAUCUAUGAGCCAUCUAGAGAAGGGAAGUUGAAAGACGCUAACUGUGUUUUGGAAGAAAUGACCAACAAGGUGUUAAGCACGUAAUCCACCUAUAUUACCUUAUUAAUGAACAGGAUAACCUGGAGGAGGUAAACACAUCAAAAGUAGCGAUAUAAAUGUUUAAGCUGCUGAUGACUUGCUUCGAUGUAGCAACAUAAAUGCCUAAGCUAUUGAAGAGCUGCUUCCAUAUUCUUGCUGUUUCACCAUAACCCCAUGUUGCUGUGGAGGAAUAAUGUGAAAUAGGAACUCAAUAGGAAGUUUAUAACGGGAUUCUCUUUUUCUUGCAAAGAUUUAUCAAGUAGGUUCUGAGUAUGCUCAAGAUCUACGAAGAUUUCAGGUGAAUUCAGUUUUUCUUUUUCUUGUGAGAUUACUAGGUUGCUGCUAAUUAUUGUGAAAUAAUCAUGAUGAUGGUAAUAGAUUCUAGCAACCGCACGCAGUAGAUUUUCUUACAAUAUUUGUUGAUUCAGUGGAAUGAAAUAGGUUACUAGUGAUGGUAUAACAUCUAUUAUUGUAACAAGAUUAGUAUUUCUUAACAUUCUUCACUUAUUUCUUUUGAGUUUAGGAUAGCUAUGCACCAGGCCUUUAUGAUAUAAUGCAGUUGAUAAUUUGGA
Messenger RNA from Papaver somniferum (opium poppy), 3031 nucleotides. Its product is annotated as pentatricopeptide repeat-containing protein At2g16880-like. The record is from RefSeq and is a predicted model, not a curated record. The coding region runs from base 57 to 2465 and encodes 802 amino acids. Gene Ontology annotation, molecular function: protein binding. The transcript has a single exon. Lineage: Eukaryota; Viridiplantae; Streptophyta; Magnoliopsida; Ranunculales; Papaveraceae.